Labrus mixtus (cuckoo wrasse) is the source of this 7809-nucleotide messenger RNA. Its product is annotated as nuclear factor 1 B-type-like. NCBI's taxonomy places the organism in Eukaryota, Metazoa, Chordata, Actinopteri, Labriformes, Labridae. The transcript is spliced from 12 exons. Gene Ontology annotation, cellular component: nucleus. Gene Ontology annotation, biological process: regulation of transcription by RNA polymerase II. Gene Ontology annotation, molecular function: DNA-binding transcription factor activity, RNA polymerase II-specific; RNA polymerase II cis-regulatory region sequence-specific DNA binding. The record is from RefSeq and is a predicted model, not a curated record. Bases 348 to 2027 code for a protein of 559 amino acids.
AGUGAAAGUGAAGGCGGAGACCAACCCAGUGCCGAAAACUCAGCCUCUUCUGGAUCACGUUCAACUUCACUGAACAGCCCCAAAAAACCGAUCCAAAAAAAAGUAAGACUUGAAGAGGAAGAAAGACAAGAAAAAAAAGAGAAAAAACGCGACGUGCUCCAAACUUCUGUUCACCGCUAUCUCAAAGAAUUGUCUUCCGGUGUUGACUUUUUUUUUUUUUUUUUUUUCUUUUUUUGUUGCGAGCACUGCAAGAGCAAAAGCCCCUCCAAAGCACAAAGUUGAACGUGAGAAAUGUGAAGCUACCGGCUUGUGUGUUUCAACCAGGCUCCAGGACUCUGUAUUAAUCCAUGCAGUACAGUGCAAUGGAUGAAUUUCAUCCCUUCAUAGAGGCGCUUCUUCCACACGUCCGUGCCAUCGCCUACACAUGGUUCAACCUCCAGGCCAGAAAACGCAAGUACUUCAAGAAGCACGAGAAGCGGAUGUCCAAGGACGAGGAGCGCGCGGUGAAGGAUGAGCUUUUGGGUGAGAAGCCCGAGGUGAAGCAGAAAUGGGCAUCCAGGCUGCUGGCCAAGCUGCGUAAGGACAUUCGGCAGGAGUACCGGGAGGACUUUGUCCUCAGUGUGACGGGGAAGAAGCACCCGUGCUGCGUGCUCUCCAACCCGGACCAGAAGGGCAAGAUCCGCCGGAUCGACUGUUUGCGGCAGGCCGACAAAGUCUGGCGUCUGGACCUGGUGAUGGUCAUCCUCUUCAAAGGCAUCCCUCUGGAAAGUACAGACGGCGAACGCCUCGUCAAGUCUCCACUUUGCGCCAACCCCGCACUUUGUGUCCAGCCUCACCAUAUUACAGUAUCGGUCAAGGAGCUGGACUUGUUUCUAGCGUACUAUGUCCAGGACCAAGACUCACAGCAGUCAGGAAGUCCCAGUAACAAUGAGCCAGGCAAGACCCCUCUUCCAGUCUACUUGGAAGACAGCUUCAUCAAAUCAGGAGUCUUCAGUGUUACAGAACUGGUGCGAGUUUCCAGAAUGCCCAUCACCCAUGGUGCGGCGGUGAACUUCUCCAUGGCAGACAUGCCCAGCCAACCCUACUACCACGACCUGAACUCCAGCGUGGGGCUGCAUCGCUCCCUGUCCUCCCCUCCCGGCAGUAAAAGGCCCAAAACUGUCAACAUGGAGGAGAACAUGGACACCAGCCCAACAGGACCUGACUUCUACUCGUCACCCAGCUCACCAGCCAGCACCAGGGCAAACUGGCAUGACAGAGACGGAGACAUGUCCUCUCCUACGAUGAAGAAGCCAGAGAAGCCGCUGUUCAGCCCUACUUCCCCACAGGACUCCUCACCGCGACUCAGCACUUUCUCUCAGCCUCACCACCCAGGCCUAACAGGUGUAGGACACAGUGUCAUAUCGACGAGGAGCCCCCCUCCACACUCGCCCCUGCAGUUCUCCGCCUCUGCCAUCUUGCCCCCAGCACCGUCACCUUACUUCUCGCACACCACCAUCCGCUACCCUCCUCACCUCAACCCCGCGGAUCCCCUCAAGAGCUACGUGCCGUCAUACGACCCGUCCAGCCCACAGAGCAACCAGCCUAACAGCAGUGGUCAGGUGAUAGGAAAGGUCCCAGGCCACUUCACCCCAGUUCUGGCUCCUUCCCCGCACCACGGCACUGUGCGACCCGUCACGCUCUCCAUGCCUGACACCAAGCCCAUCACCACAUCCACAGAAGGCUACUCAUCCCCCGGAACCCCAACGGCUAAUCGUUUUGUCGGCCUGAGCACGAGAGAUCCCACCUUCCUCCACCAGCAACAGCUGAGGAAGUGUGACUGGAGCGUGACUCAAAACGGCAGGCAUUAUGGCCCCAGUGCCACUGACGACACUUUGGGGAUUACUUGGCAAAGUCCUGGUACCUGGGCGAGCUUAGUUCCAUUCCAAGUGUCGAACGGGACUCCGAUUCUGCCAACAAAUGUCCACCAGAACUACAGCAUAAACAUCAUUGGUGAGCCCCUGGUUCCCGCUGAGACAGGGAACUGAAAACACAGAGGCCGGAUGACCCCAUAGGGUGGAUGGGUGGUGCAGAGCUCGCACUACAGGUGUCUGCAGCCAUGGAUGAAACCAGCAAAGCAGCACGAGCUGCGCAAUCGUCCCCCGACCCUCCCCCCCCCCCCCCCCCCCCCCCACCACAAUCUAACCCCCUCUCCAUCUCCCGUCCCUCCCCAUGAAGGACACUGGCCGUGAAGUGAAGACGAGGGAGUCAGUUCAGAGGGAAAAAAAAGUUUCAGGUCUUCUGUCUCAUCGCCGAAGCCCCGCCCACACAUCCACCACCCACCAGUCAGUUGUUUCGUUUGCAGAACUUUUCAAUCCAUUCAACUACUGUGAUGUAUAGAUGCCUUAAUGUUUUAUUGCAUGACACUCUAGUCUCUUAGCGGCAAUUCCUAUUUUUCCAAGGUAGGGGAAAACAUAAAAUCUCAAUAUUACACACACAAACACACACACACACACACACACACACACUGCGGUCUGUGCAUCGAUAACCUCUGCCUGGUGGAUGGCUCCGAGACUCUAAGCUCUCCGACUCAGACCUCUUAUAAAGAGGCUUUCCCAUGUCAAACGAUUCACUGUGUGCACCAUAGGAACAAACAAAAUUGUGAAUUCAGAGUGUUUCUUCUUCCAUUUGAUUUCAGUUUACUGUGACACGACUCUUUGUUCAGAAAAUGUGUUGACUUUGCUUAUUCUUUACUGCUACUUACUUAAAAAAAUGAAUGCGAACACUUGUGAGGGUUAAGAACUCUCGAUGCGGUUUUCAAAAAACACUAAAUGUAAGGUUUGAGAUUGGACCCCUCAUUAAAGAAUUUGUAACUCCUUUACAAAAGGAAUUUAAAGACGGAGUAUAAGAAAUUCUCUUUAGAGGCAAGUGCAAUUGAAUUUUUGAAGGGAAGCUAUCAGUCUGUCAGCCCUAAGACUCUAAAGGAAGGGGGAUAAAUAUUAAAUGGUUUUAUGGGUAAAAUGUUUAAAAAAAACAUUUGAAAAUUAUUUCAGUCACACAUCCGUCUCCUCACAUGACAAAAUCAUAAAGCAUGAAAGGCAGUUUAAGGCAAGCACUAAGCUACCUGUGCAGCGCUGAGCAAAACCAGCACUUUUUUGAGCCCUAUUUUGAGCCCUACCUUUCAAUACGGGAAGAUUUUUUUUUUUUUUUUUUGGGGGGGGUUAACUGAACAUAAGCAAAGAAAUGGGACACAUAGUGUGUAAAAAAGCAUUUAAUUUUUUAAAAUGUUCAGGAUAAGAUCAAGAGCAUUUGGCCAUCAGCUUCUAAAGCUUAUGUUUACAAAAAUAUGGAAUGCAAAGUAUUAAUUAUCGGUAAUGGCAAUGUAAAAUUCAUGCUAAUGUACAGUCGGCUUAUGUGUAAGGCUACAGUUUGUGAAAGGUUCACUCUUCAGUGGAAGAGGCUGAAAACUGAAAUUAUAAAUCCAGGUGGUGGCAAAUCCCUGAAAAAUAAAAAAUGUGCACAGCAUGUUCACAGCCAAUGCCUCUCCAGUCCAGACAUAUUUAUACGAGGAAAAUCUCUCCAGUACUCUUAAUUUGCACGAUGACAUAUAGUCCACAUUACGUGCCUUGCCUUUGAAUAUAGAGACAUCACUACACUUGUUUUUGCUGCAUUUAUCAUUAUAGAAAAAAAUUAACAUUUUUAUGAUAAGAAUUGUUUUGUACUCUGAAUGAAAUUGUUGAUUUUUAACUUCAUGUACUACUCUAUCUCACAAUUACAUUGCAUAUCAACGCUGUGUAUAGUUGCCGUUUUAAAGUUUGUAACCAACCAGCAUUUUGUUUUCUCAGUAUUUUGGUGGUUUUUCCAGUAACCUGUCAUCUUUUGUUUUCUUUAUUUUUCAAUUGCUCAUUUUUUUGUUCAUCUUCCAGUUACUAUUGUGGAGGGUGGAAUUCUGAAAAUUAUGCAAUACCAAGUUUUGCCUAUGUAGGUAGUGCUUAUAGAUGCGUCAAUUAUUAGAGGCUAGUUUGGAGAUAGACAAUAUUGUAAUGCAUUUAUUUUGUUGAUAUCGUUGUUUGUCGUUGUUGUUGUUGAUGAUGUUGUUGUUGUUGUGGGUGUUUUCCUUUUUUAUUGACCAAAGUGGGGACUGCUUUCUAUGCAGUAUAUGACAAGGUCUUCUUUUUUUUUCUUUCUUUAGCAUAUAGGCCUACCGAAUGACAGUGUAACAUGUCCCAGUGUAUUUAGAUUUGGUAGUUUUAGGGGAGGGCGGUAUUUUUCUAGAAGUACUUAUAAAAAAAAAAAUGCACCCUUGGUCUUUCUACGGCUGCAAAGUCACUGAUUGGUCUACUGUGACUCUUUUAACUUUCCACCUGGGGUGCUAGCAUGUGACCUUGAAGGAGCUCAUUUUCACAGGAGAGACGGCUUGACUUGAGUAUGACAAUCAUUUUAAGAAAUCACAUUAUCUAAAAUUCCCAUUUUUUUGUUUUAGGUCCCUGAAAGCUGCAACGAAGGAGGAAUACUGUUGCAUGCUUUUAUUGAAUCCUACGCCGUACUAUUGUAGACGUAACAGAAUGCAAUUCCCAUGUAGAUGCCUUAAACACAUCAGUGAAGUGGCCUGUGACCUGCGCAACAAUCACACACCGACUAAUGCUACUGAGACCUGUCCAAAUCAGUUGCAGACAGGCUCAAGCAAGCCUUUAGAAAGUAUUUUAUAAGUAGAAGAUUUGUAUAAAUGUAUAUAGGAUAUGCACAUAUGUCGAUCCCUGAGAUACUUUCCAUGCAGAGCCCCGUAGAGUAUGCUGAAGCGUUGCGUUGUCUAACCUGUCCAGUUGCCCAGUAGAAGCUUAAAUAGAAUCCAUUAGAAGACAAAUAUAGCACUUAAAUAGCACAUAGGCAAUCGUCUUCUACCCCGUACAAUGUUUUAAACCCAGUCUUAAAUACAUCUCUCAGGAGUAAUACAGGGCAUUAUUUAUAUUAAUCCUUUUCUUUCUUUUUAUUAUAAAAAAAAUAAAAAAUACCUUUCAUACAGAGAGAGCAGCAACUCUGUCGCUGCUAUGAUACCUUUUGCACUCUUUCCCCAACAAUCGUGAAAGAAAUGUUCCCCUCAGAGAGGUACGACCGCGCAGAGGACUAAGAAGCAAUUUUUUUUUUUUUAAUUUGGGAAAGAAUCCUCAAGUCAAGCUAAAUCUCUCCGUCUUCACCCAGAUUUCUUAUGCAGAAAAAAAAUUGAAAAAGUCACCCCGUUCUAUGUGCACUGUUCUGUCUUUUUUUUUUAAUUAUUAUUCUUUAUUUCUCUUUAAAAGAAAAACUAUAAGUGCUUUGCAGCCUUUGGCCAUUGUAGACCCCACUGAAGUGCAUUGUCCCCAGGUAUGUUUGUGAGUGGAUGUGUGUUUGCCUGUGGAUGUGUCAGGGUCACUUUGCUGUUGGUGUUUAUUUGAAUAGUAGACUGUACAUAAAGGUAAAUAUCCUGAUUGUGUCGAUAGCAGUAGUCCGUCGGGUUGAACUCUGCUUUGGCAGCUUGGGUGUUUGUGUGCAUUCCCCCAAGUGUGUGUGUGUGUGUGUGUGUGUGUGUGUGUGUGUGACUCGUGAGCUGGAGGUGUGAUAGAGUGCCUCUGACACUACAAAAUGAGAGAAGAUGAGGGUCUUUCUAUUGAAUUAAAAACCUGCCAUAGGACAGGAGUUUGUACACUGUAAACUUUCUUGAGAGUUCUUCUCUUAAGCCCUUAUUUGUUAAUCUUCAAUUCUGGGGGAAAAUAAGUCAAUUCCAUUUUAAGGAAAAUUCAAUUGUUUUUUUUAUUCGGAGGCUGGAUUUGAGUUAGAACUCUCCAGAAUUCACCAUCAAUAGAAUCUAAAGUGUUUUUUUAAGUUGUCGUAUUGUUGUAUGUAUAGUCAAAAAGGGUUGGGAAAUAUUCUUUACUGAUCCAUACAUAGAAAAAAACAACAACAAUGAAGGCUUUUUUAAUUUUAAUGUUAUUUUUUCUGAUCUUGGUUAGAGCUUAGCUAUUUCCAAUUAGAAAACACUUAUAAGAUAUUUGAAUUGUUCUUUCAUUAGUGUGGCCAUAGUGAGUGUGAUGUGAUUUAUCUCGUUUUUUUUGGUAAUGGGUGGGAAUUCUUGUCCAACAAGACGUGGUGUGAGUGUGUUCAUUGUAGCAGCUGGGAAGUGAUGUCACUUAACCAGUAUAAAAAAGGCCCCAAAUUGCACCUGACCUUAAGCGAGAAUCAGGGUAAAAUUCUAAAGUUUCUUUGGUUUCUGGUGCUUUUGGUUUGUUUUCAGAAGAAAUGUUGCAAACAAUUGAUGCAACAUAUCAAUAAAGUAUGGAUUAAGCCGGCGAAUGUUGAGGGGCAUAAUUCGCCAAUAUGCAGACGAUGCUCUUGUAUAUAUCUUUAAAGAAAAGCAUCGAGGAAUCCCUCAUUUCGCCAUUCCACAUGGUGUCUAUGCCUUAUGUGAUGUGGAAUGACCUUCUUUCUAAGUAUGAAUAAGCAUAACCAGAUUAGGGUACUGUACCUUCCAGCUAAUAAUAGUUUCCAAAUUCGGGGCCAGGUUAAAAGUCUCUGUUUCAAAACAGGACUAAAUGUUUGACAUUUUUAUCAGGUCUCUACCCUUAAGCAGCUUCAAGGUAGAUUUGACACUCACAACAACAUCGUUUUAGAAAGUAUUACGUCAAUCAUGGAGAAACAGGACAACGUUAUGCAAGGAGGGCUUGUGGCACUCAUGCAAUAUGUGUUAUUUUCCUUUAAACUGAAUGUCACACAUUCUGAGGGCAAAUAUACGAAGAGUAAGAGGAAACAUUUAAACUUUCUUUUUCAUUCUACAUAAGCAAUACACACCUUCCACACGUUGGCUAGCUGCUAGUCGCUUGGCAUCAGGUUGUUAAACAUGGAAACCAGCAUUUUUAAAAGAUUUAACAUUCACUUAAGGAAGACAACAAGAUGCAAUGCAGUGCCUGUUCAAGCUGUCCAAGUGUCUGUUGUAUAUAAUUGUAAAAUGUGAUAGACUUACUUUCAGAAGCAACGAGAAACAGAAUGUGGCCAACUCAUCUUGAAUAUGCUCUAUGACCUUUUUGAUGUUUCUAGAGAUUCUUGGAUGGUAAUGUAUUAAUUGUCAAAUUAUUUUUAGCAAUGCCCACAUCAAACGUAUUCAAAAUUUGAGAGGAAGUAGUCCUGUUUUCUUUCUUUCUUUCUUGGGGGAAGUGAAGUCGGGGGGGGGGAGGGGGGUCGUCAGUGCUACAUUAACACAGUAAAACGAUAACUAAAUUGUCUUUCUUGAGAUUGGUUGCCAGUUUCUCUGCAGGGCUGAUUUAGUUUUGGGUCUUGUGGCACUUUUACUUCCCUCUGCGUGCACAUUUUUUACUUCAGGAAUUAUGGCUGAAUUAUAUAAAAUGAACAACAACAACAACACCAACAAAAACAAUAUGUAAACAGUCUCUAGUAGUGAUCGUAGUUACACUGCAAGUGUGUGCAAAGGUCUAUGUAUGUAUCUGAAUGUACGUUUUAGAGGACUUUUUGAAAACCUUUUUUUGUUUUUUAUCUUUUCAUUGACAGUUUAGGAGCCACAGGUGUCCAUUGUGAACUGUAUAGCAAAGGCCUUGAUAUCCCUUCUUUUAUUGAUUUUAGAAACGCCAAGCAUACGGCGAUGCCUGGUUACAUUGGUGCAGGGGCUAAAAUUGCCACAAGAUUAAAAUCAGUGUAAAUAAAGGCUCAACUUUUUGUGAUUGUUACUGUUAUAUCCAGCCUAUACUGCUAGCAGCUGUUUUUACUGCAGUCAAUUACUGGAAGUGGAUAUAUUUCCUAUGCAAAACUGUUUAAACAAUAAAAUGAGCUAUGCUUCAAAAAUGA